AUGUCAGAAUUGAGAAGCAGAAAGAUCGCAAUGACGGAAAAUGAGGUAGAAGAGCGUGCUCAUGCGCAGGUGUUCAGUGAUGAGAGCGAUGCCGAGAUCAAUACGCCUACGCUAAGCAGAAGAGCAUCUAGCAUCUUUUCGUUUUCAGCCCCACCACUGGAACCUCCCAAUGAGACCGAUAUUGAGCUGUUUACCAGUGAUGAGUACCAUUUCAGUAUGGUUCGCAAUUUACACCUGGCCGAUUUUAUUACGAUGUUGAACGGAUUCUGCGGAUUCUACUCCAUUGUGAGCUGCCUGAGAUUCACAUUAACGGAAAAACCACACUAUGUGCAGCGAGCACAUUUCUUCAUCUUCUUGGGGAUGUGCUUCGACUUCUUUGAUGGAAGAGUUGCACGGCUAAGGAACAGAUCCUCAUUGAUGGGCCAGGAGUUGGACUCGCUGGCGGAUUUGGUUUCGUUCGGCGUGGCACCGGCCUCGGUCGCGUUUGCCAUUGGAUUCCAGACAACUAUCGAUGUUCUGGUGCUUUCUUUCUUUGUGCUAUGUGGUCUGGCUAGACUGGCAAGAUUCAAUGUGACAGUGGCACAAUUGCCCAAGGACAGCGGCGGGAAAUCUAAAUACUUCGAGGGCCUUCCAAUGCCAACAACGCUGGCAUUGGUCUUGGCCAUGGCGGUUCUCGUCAGACAGGGCCUAAUAAUGGAUAAAAUUCCACUCGGUGUCUUCAGACAAGGUUUACUGUUUGAGUGCCAUCCUGCCGUGUUUGUGUUCUUCCUGCACGGCUGCGGCAUGAUAUCCAAGAGCUUGAAGAUCCCAAAACCAUAG
Molecule: messenger RNA, 819 nt
Organism: Torulaspora globosa
Lineage: Eukaryota; Fungi; Ascomycota; Saccharomycetes; Saccharomycetales; Saccharomycetaceae
Gene: CHO1
Product: CDP-diacylglycerol-serine O-phosphatidyltransferase
Exons: 1
Coding region: 1-819 (272 amino acids)
Biological process (GO): phospholipid biosynthetic process
Cellular component (GO): membrane
Molecular function (GO): phosphotransferase activity, for other substituted phosphate groups
Source: RefSeq, a predicted model, not a curated record